Molecule: messenger RNA, 219 nt
Organism: Clunio marinus
Lineage: Eukaryota; Metazoa; Arthropoda; Insecta; Diptera; Chironomidae
Source: the annotation of a GenBank genome assembly
AUGAAAAGUCUUCUUGAUGGAACUUGUGAUCCAAGUGAAUUAGCAAAGCAAAAAAUAAAACUAGAGUCAUCACAACACUUCAAAUGUCAACAUCAAACAUUUUGUAAUCAAAACUACCAACAUUGUUUCUGUUUUAGUCUUAAAUCUCCUAAAUCAGUGAUGCGACGUUUCACCAUCGAGGUUGGAAGUAAACUGUGGAGAAAAGAAAUCAGUUCUUGA